CAAUUUUACGCCCUGCUGACCGGAAUUCCAGUAGCUAUAUUUAUCACAGCUGUGAAUGUCUUCAUUGGUGAGGCAGAGCUCGUUGAAACUCCUGAAGACUAUGAACCUGAGUACUGGGAGUAUUACAAGCACCCGAUCACCAGGUGGAUUACUCGAUACCUGUACGAUUCCCCAGUGAAGCAUUAUGAAAUCACUAUGGCUGCAGUGCAGAUUAAAAAGGAAAAGGCAGACAUGAGACUGGAAGAGAGGGAGGUCCGUCGAAACAUGAGAAAAUAUGGAGACGGCCCCUGGUUCCAGAUCCCAACCCUCGACAAGGAGCUCAUCGAACCAGGCCCCAUGCACGUACCUGACAGUUAAUAAAGUUGUCAUCAAUCUUACUGUUUGGACAUUUUUCCCUUCGUUCCUAAAUAAAGUAUCUAUGUACUGAUAUUUAGUAUCUAAGUGUCUUUACUAGAUUCAGAAAACAUAAAAGUGUGAUUAGUGUCAGUUCUGCAACAGUCUAAUUGAAUAAAGUUUUCCUCCUUUGAA
Messenger RNA from Austrofundulus limnaeus, 528 nucleotides. It is a transcript of the gene ndufb5, whose product is annotated as NADH:ubiquinone oxidoreductase subunit B5. The record is from RefSeq and is a predicted model, not a curated record. Lineage: Eukaryota; Metazoa; Chordata; Actinopteri; Cyprinodontiformes; Rivulidae. Gene Ontology annotation, cellular component: respiratory chain complex I.